AUGGCUCAUUUGGAAGCUUCACUAGGCAAAGAUGUGAUAGGAAAAGACGGUAGUACUGUGGAGGUCAGUUCGCUGGUAGACUAUGAACUCUUAGGUGUAUACUUCUCUGCCCAGUGGUGUACCCCUUGUCGCAACUUUACACCUGUACUCACUGACUGCUACAACAAAUUAAAUGCAGCAGGUAAAAGGUGGGAGAUCAUUUUCAUCAGCCUGGACAAAGACGAGGAGACCUGCAAGGAACACUACGAAUCUAUGCCCUGGCUUCUAUUUCCGUUUGAAAAUGAUUUGAAGGAACAACUCUCAGACAAGUAUGGAGUCACAGCAAUUCCAACACUGCUUUUACUUGAUCCAAAAACUGGUGACCUAGUUUCAGACAAUGGAAUCGAUCUGGUGGAACAAGACCCAAGUGGAGAUAAAUUUCCUUGGAAAUAG
Messenger RNA from Candidula unifasciata, 432 nucleotides. NCBI's taxonomy places the organism in Eukaryota, Metazoa, Mollusca, Gastropoda, Stylommatophora, Geomitridae. The record is from the annotation of a GenBank genome assembly.